AUGUCUGGAUAUAAGACAUUUGCUGUUGCAGGAGCGGGAAACCUAGGCAAACUCGUAGUUGAGGAGCUUCUUAAGAAGAAGACUAACGGGGUGGUCUCUUCUGUCGCUUUCUUGACACGCAAAUCAGACGAACACAACGAUCUGGUCGAGAAGGGCGCCAAACGCGUUGUUGUUGACUAUAGUUCCCAAUCGUCGAUCCAGUCCGCUCUUUCUGGCAUUGAUGUCGUUAUUUCGACGCUUGUAGUUGCUGAUGUACAGGAAGGUCUUGCAAUCGGUGCCAAGGAAGCUGGAGUGAAGCUCUUCGUACCCUCCGAAUUUGGAAACCCAAUUGAUGGACCCACCGAAUUGAUAUGGGGUCAGAAAGCUGCGUUGAAGAAAAAACUCGAGGAUGAAAUGAAUUUACCCUAUGCCGUAUUCUACAACGGCCCAUGGGCGGAUUAUAUGUUUCAGAGGGAUUUCGCUGUGGCAUCCGGGUUUGAUUUUGUCAACGGAAAGAUGGUAGUCCCUGGAUCUGGCUUAGCUGAUAUAACCUGGACCACUAUCCCUGAUGUUGCUAGGUUUGUCGCACACGUACUCACUGCACUUCCAAAGGUAAAGAUCGAGGGCCGCCACUUCUGCAUUGAAGGAGAAAGAGCUAGUUUUAACCAGAUCAUUGACGCAUGGAAGGCACGUACGGGAAAUAAUGUUACAGUCUCUUAUCGUCCACGCUCGGAGCUGGAAAAUGAUGUAGCGAAGGACCCGAAGAACUGGAUCCCUAUCCUCAUCUUGGAGUGGGAUAAAGGAAAUGGCGUUGUUGCUAAGAAGCCGGAGGAGCUGGACAAUAACGAAUUCCCGGAUUGGAAACCUCGGAAGGUCAUCGAUGUUCUUGUCGACAUUUACGGGAAGUAG
This is a messenger RNA of Fomitiporia mediterranea MF3/22, 888 nucleotides long. Its product is annotated as NAD-binding protein. The record is from RefSeq and is a predicted model, not a curated record. Bases 1 to 888 code for a protein of 295 amino acids. The transcript is spliced from 4 exons. Lineage: Eukaryota; Fungi; Basidiomycota; Agaricomycetes; Hymenochaetales; Hymenochaetaceae.